Dalotia coriaria is the source of this 1694-nucleotide messenger RNA. RefSeq names its product Tondu-domain-containing Growth Inhibitor (gene Tgi). Bases 273 to 1250 code for a protein of 325 amino acids. Gene Ontology annotation, molecular function: transcription coactivator binding. Lineage: Eukaryota; Metazoa; Arthropoda; Insecta; Coleoptera; Staphylinidae. The transcript is spliced from 3 exons. The record is from RefSeq and is a predicted model, not a curated record. Gene Ontology annotation, biological process: negative regulation of DNA-templated transcription.
AACCACUCCGGACGGCGUCCACUCCGCGCUUUGAUUUGCUUCCAUUCAGUCGUUUCAGUCCGCAUUCUACCGCUGAGGGCCUACUAUCGCAUCUAGUUUGGUUUUCAUUCACGCACUCAGACACCUUCCACCACAAAACUACAAAACUACAAAAGAAAGCUCGGUCUAUACAAAAAGGUGUUAUUCAAUACCUGCUGGUGAUAAAUAGAUUAUUUGACACUUGACUUUUGUGGUAAAAAUAUUUUCCUCGCAUUUGAAGAUUCGGAUUUAUCAUGGAUUUACCAAUUUGUGAUCGAUAUCUUAAAUUGUUGUAUGAUCAAGUGCGUGUGCAGCUUGCCAGUUUUAAUUUUGAGUUACAAGACGCGGAUUUUAAUACUCUUUCACACCUUGGUUUUGAUUUCGAUCGAAAACACAAGAAAACCAAAGUGGAUAAUAAGCAAUUAUUUUGGCAGCCUUGGAUUGAUAUCCAACGAGAAGAUGCAACGGUGGGAAAAUCAGCGAAACAAUUGCCGACGGCGAAGUGGAAACGGGAUCGUCGAACACGGCCGGAUUACAUGCGAAAGUCUGAACCGAAAAACGCCGAUAGAUCAGACUCUCACGAGCUAAAUGGUGUGAAUGGAUUCGCAACGGAUAAAAGUUCCUCGUCGUCGACUUCGUCGCUGGCGUCCGCAUCGCCUGCGUCGCCGACUUCCAGCGUGAUAACGAAAACAAACGGUGUUGAUGCGCCGCUGGAUAUGACGACAACACCCCGCCAGCGUGGUUUACCGCCGUCUUAUUCACAAGCCAUCAGUGAUCCGAGUUUUAGAUCAACAUAUACGAAUAGUCGACCGAAUACAAAUGGCCGUGAGGAGUUACCAUCAGGUAUUUCUAUGUGCGAUCCAAUAAUAGAUGAACAUUUUCGACGAUCUCUUGGCAAGGACUACAAUACAGUGUUCAACAACAAUGCCAAGGAGAAUCCCCUCAAGUCGAAAACGCCAUCACCGCCAACCCAAAGCAGUCCAACCGCAACUGUUGCGCCUGUGUUGGUGGAAGCACCGAAACCCAAGGAGAAGUCACCACCAACUACACCCAUUCCGCCGGUAACAAGCGUUGUUGAAAUGAUGGACUCCUCCGGGAUGUCAGUGGAUGAUCACUUCGCUAAGGCUCUCGGUGACACAUGGGCUAAGCUAAACAAAAAAGAUUCCAAUCCUUCAGAUAACGCCAAUGUGAAUACAGUAACGAGUAGUUCGCCUGAAGUCAUUUCCACUUAGAAUCUAGCACUUAACAAUGGAUAUUCAAAGUCAAUAUGUUUAAAUUUGAAACUUUAAACGAAUGAGAAGCAAUUAGGGUUUGCAGUUUUGCACGUUAGACAUUGUAAAACUUAUAGCGUAUAGUAUAUCAGAACUAUUAAUGAAAAAGAAUUCACGUUAAGGAACACUAUUAAUUUAAGUUUUAGAAUCGUUUAACUUAACGAACUCAAUUAUGUAAGAAUACGUAACUCGAAUGUUUAACGAGAUGGUGUAUAUUUUUGUGUUGAAGUUAUGUGAAUGCAUUAUAAUAAUGUGUAUAUUUUUAAUCGAGUUAAUCAAAAUGUAAUGAUUGGGGUAGAGUGGUAGUUAUGUGAUGAAACGUGUAUUGGAUGCUUGGAAUAUGAACUCAGAUGAGUAAUUUCUUCUUAUACAUAUUGGAAUAAACUAUCUUCUAAGUCUAUGUAA